Molecule: messenger RNA, 1116 nt
Organism: Capronia epimyces CBS 606.96
Lineage: Eukaryota; Fungi; Ascomycota; Eurotiomycetes; Chaetothyriales; Herpotrichiellaceae
Product: ATP synthase mitochondrial F1 complex assembly factor 2
Exons: 1
Coding region: 1-1116 (371 amino acids)
Biological process (GO): mitochondrial proton-transporting ATP synthase complex assembly
Cellular component (GO): mitochondrion
Source: RefSeq, a predicted model, not a curated record
AUGCGGACCAGUGCCCUACGUGUGGCAUCGUCGCGGUCACACGCCCUACGGCUUCACUCAUCUGUGGGACGCUUGGCGGAGCCUGCGUUUCGCCAGCUAACCACCACCGCAUGGCGGCCUGCUACAGCUUUACCCAUCACAGCUGCCGGACCACCUCCCAGUGCUCCCGUGCCGACUUCAUCACAAUAUGGCGACCGAGUGGGGGAACGACGCAGAAAAGCGGAAAUGCUUCGGCAAGGCAAGGAACUCCGGGCCAGUGAACCGGGAAAAUCAAGCCCACUGAAGCGGCGAUUUUGGAAGGAAGUCCACGUUAAAGAAGUACCCGAGGGAUAUCAAGUAUUCCUGGAUUCGAGACCUGUACGGACACCGGCGAAGUCCAUUCUCACCAUCCCACCAUCCAAACCGCAUCUUGCACAUGCAAUAGCCAUUGAGUGGGACAUGUUGGAGUCAGUGCAACAAGCCCUCAAAAACCACAAUAUCCCUAUGACUUCAAUCGUGGCGCGGGCACAGGACAUAAUCGAGGCCGAGGCACGGGGCGUAACGAAGAAUCGAGACGAGAUCAUUUCUGUGAUGCUGCGGUAUCUAGAUACUGAUACAUUAUUGUGCUGGGCUCCCGAGCAGGCUGCGCACGAUGCUGGCCAGCUUGAAAUGCACUCCAGCCGCACGGAGUCGUUACGAGACAUCCAGAUCAGAACAGCAAAGCCGAUUAUAAGCUUUCUCACCACGUCCAUCUGGCCGGGCGUGGAGCUAAAGCCUGCGCUGGAGAACGGGAGUAUUAUGCCAACUAAACAAUCCGAAAUGACACGAAGCGUUAUCAAAGGCUGGAUUUCUGGUCUUCCAGCUUACGAGCUCGCGGCUCUUGAACGAGCAGUGCUCGCUGGAAAGAGUCUGCUGGUUGGCACAAGACUAUUGAUUGAGUGGAGCGAGGAAUUCCGGGAUCUGCAACGCAGCAGUGAUAAGCGGUUUGGUAUUGAAGAGGCGGCCGAGGCAGCCACCCUCGAGGUCCGAUGGCAAACUGGUAUGUGGGGAGAAGUUGAGGACACUCACGACGUGGAGAAUGAAGAUAUCAGAAGACAGCUAGGAAGUGCAAUCUUGCUCAUAAGUGGGAAGCGGUAG